This is a messenger RNA of Angiostrongylus costaricensis, 501 nucleotides long. NCBI's taxonomy places the organism in Eukaryota, Metazoa, Nematoda, Chromadorea, Rhabditida, Metastrongylidae. The record is from the annotation of a GenBank genome assembly.
AUGCUCAUGAGGAACGGAUUGGUUUCCUAUGCCCUAUUCGCGCUCAACAGGACGAAUAUCUCCGAGGGCUCCAGUUAUGCCUAUCUAGGUCGGGAAAUCAACAUGUUGACCGACUUAGCUUCAGAGCUAAGCGGAAGGAAAAGAAAGGCUUGGGGAGCUUUCAAGAACAUCGAGGAUGUAGUGAAGAGGACAAAGAACACCCGACUCCGUUCCCGCCUUUUCGACCCGACGGUACUUCCUGCCGUAACGUACGCGUCAGGAACCUGGUCGUUGCGUAAGCAGGAUGAAAGAUCACUCAGCGUUAUCGAACGCGCAUUCGAAAGGACGAUGGUAGGAGUAUCUCGUUUCACGCAAGUAACCGAUGGGAUCCGAAGCUCCGACCUGCGUCAACGAUCAGAAAUGAAAGAUGCCGUUCUGUACGCCAAACAGUCGAAGAUAAGGUGGACCGGACACGUAAUGCGUAUGAAUGACAACCGAUGGACAAGAGCUGUUAGUGACUAA